AUGAUGCAGAAACUCACAACACAUGUUGUUAUUGUUCCAGCAUCAUUUGCUCCACCAUCACUAUACUCAACACUGGUUCAAAGCCUUGUAGAAUGUGGUUUUAGCACAACAGUCAUUGAUCUCCCUUCUGUGGGAUUUCGCGACCCAUUGCCAGCUGCAUCUAUGGAAGAAGACGCGGCGCAUAUCAGAUCAACUACAACGAAACUAGCUGAUAAUGGCCAUGAAAUUGUCUUGUUGAUGCACUCUUACGGUGGAAUAUGCGGUACAGAAAGUACCGUUGGAGUUUCAAGGAUCGAGAGGCAAGUCGCUGGGAAGCCGGGCGGUGUGGUCCAUCUCGUUUAUAUCAGCUCCCCUGUACCUGAGAUCGGAGGGUCAGUCCAAACGAUGAUGGGCAAUAACAUGCCCCAUUUCAUGAAACUCGAGGGAGACUACCUCAUAUCUGAGCCCAAAGGCUGUGCGAGCGUCAAUUUCUCAGACCUUUCGAAAUCCGAAGCGUUGACGUAUGCGAAACAAAUGACAGCUCAUUCAGCGCUGAGUUUUGCUGGGCCACUUCAAAACGCAGGAUAUUUGAGUAUCCCCGUUGCAUAUAUAGUUUGUGAGAAGGAUAUUUCUGUCCCGCCUGAUGUCCAGAGAUCCGUCAUUGAUAUGAUAUCUAAAAAGAGCGGUCGAGAGGUUAUCACGUUUUCUUGUGAUUUUGGACACUUUCCAACUGUCAGUAUCCCGGGCAAAGUAGCUUCUUUUAUUAACAAGGUUGCUACUAAAAGCCUUCGAGAGUAG
This is a messenger RNA of Fusarium oxysporum Fo47, 777 nucleotides long. Its product is annotated as Alpha/beta hydrolase fold-1. NCBI's taxonomy places the organism in Eukaryota, Fungi, Ascomycota, Sordariomycetes, Hypocreales, Nectriaceae. The coding region runs from base 1 to 777 and encodes 258 amino acids. The transcript is spliced from 2 exons. The record is from RefSeq and is a predicted model, not a curated record.